AUGAGCAUUGUGGAUGUCCCUCCAGAAAUCCUGUGUCUCAUCUUCGAACACUGUAUACCACUCGAAUCGCAUCGCGUCCUUCCCUCGGAGGCACCGCUGUUAUUGGCCCAAAUAUCGCGUCGUUGGAGAGAGAUUUGUUUUGGUAUGCCACAACUGUGGACAAACGUCGUCUUCAGCGAAAACGGGUCCAUAGAGCUCUUCAAACUGUGGUUGACGCGCUCGGCGAACUAUCCAAUUUCGUUGUGCCUCCACACCAGUCGGCCGUUUCGUGCAUCCACGUUUCUGGAGGCGGCAGUGGCGCAUCGGAGUCGCUGGAGAGAAGCGACUCUUAGUCUGCCCUAUUGGACAUAUCUCGAGCUCGGUGACGAUGCUAUCUCCUUUCCGGGCCUGCGAAAACUCGAGCUCUGGCCGAACGGGUCGACAUGGCAAGAUACAGACACCAUUAUCAACGUUUCCCAAGCACCGUCACUCGCCUCUGUGUCCCUCAACCAAGGUCACGGGCGAAGGUACUCUUUACCGUGGACACAACUCGCGAGUUUGCAUAUAUAUGGCUCCGCUACGCCGUCAUCCACCGUCGACUUGCUCCGCGCCUGUCCUGGUCUUCUUCAUCUCUCACACGAUUCCCCCAUAAUGGACGCGCAACUGGUUAUGGAGCAUCCUAAUCCAUAUAAACACGAGGUCUUGCGCUCUUUGGAGACAAAGAACGAAUGGCUGCUGCCGUAUCUUACCCUUCCCGCACUGAAGAGACUCGAUAUGCGGCCCGCUGGUGGUGUCGUAGAAAACAUUAGCACCGACGAGUUUCUUCCAGCCUUCCUCGCUCGUUCCGCCUGUCAACUGCGCUAUCUAUACCUGUCGGUCAACACGAUGGGCCAGAACGCGUUUGCGAAUAUCCUGAAUGCUACAAUGUCUGUGGAGCAUUUGCGACUGGCGUUCCCCAACCCUUUUUCUCAGUACAUCGCCAUGCUGGAGUCUGAACUUGUACUGCCCAAGUUGAGGUACCUCGAGGUCGAAGAUUGGAUGGGCGUUGGUGGUGAUCAUUAUCUUGGUGUAUUAAACCUUUUGAUUCGACGGGUGCCACAUCUGGAGGCGUGUAAACUGGCUUUAUAUCCAAGACGGUGGCACAUAGGGCCCUACAGCCCUCGGAGGCUGUCCGCAGAGGCUACGAAUGGUUUCGUGGCACUCGCUGAUGGUGGCUUGCUGUUGAGGGUGCUGACAAGUCAGCGGGUAGGAAGAGAAGGCGAGCCGAGACAAGUUGUACUGGUAGAUCGCUUUCCGGGCUGGCGCGAGGAUUUGUACACCGUAGACAUUGAGUCAUCGAAUUGCACGUGA
Mycena indigotica is the source of this 1329-nucleotide messenger RNA. RefSeq names its product F-box domain-containing protein. NCBI's taxonomy places the organism in Eukaryota, Fungi, Basidiomycota, Agaricomycetes, Agaricales, Mycenaceae. The transcript has a single exon. The coding region runs from base 1 to 1329 and encodes 442 amino acids. The record is from RefSeq and is a predicted model, not a curated record. Gene Ontology annotation, molecular function: protein binding.